Etheostoma spectabile (orangethroat darter) is the source of this 5961-nucleotide messenger RNA. RefSeq names its product interferon regulatory factor 2 binding protein 1 (gene irf2bp1). The coding region runs from base 59 to 1357 and encodes 432 amino acids. Gene Ontology annotation, molecular function: metal ion binding; transcription corepressor activity. NCBI's taxonomy places the organism in Eukaryota, Metazoa, Chordata, Actinopteri, Perciformes, Percidae. The record is from RefSeq and is a predicted model, not a curated record. The transcript has 3 exons. Gene Ontology annotation, cellular component: nucleus. Gene Ontology annotation, biological process: regulation of transcription by RNA polymerase II.
CUAGCUAACGUCUGUCGUUGAACCCGCUCAGGGUAGCUAGCUAGCUAGCUGGCCAGCCAUGUCGUCCCCCUCCUCCUCCAGGCGCCAGUGGUGCUACCUGUGCGACCUGCCAAAGAUGCCGUGGACUGUGGUGUGGGACUUCAGCGAAGUGGUUUGCCGUGGCUGCGUAAACUACGAGGGAGCUAAUCAGAUUGAGUUCCUUAUAACAAAUGCCCGACAUUUGAAACGAACUCACGGGAUGCAGGACGGUAACGUCAGGUCACCUGGUCCCUCGCCCAAUAAACACGGCACAUCGGGCAGAGGAGACGUGGAUGGAGGCAGACAGCACAUGGACCGCUUUGACAGGGGCGGAAGAGGAGAAAGCACCGUGUCAGCUAUUCGUGUGCCGCCCAACGGGCUGCACCGCGACGGCCAGCACCCUCAAGAAUUGAACCGUCAGAGCCCCAGCGGCAGCCGAAGACCCAUGCUAGGCGCUGCCAUCCCUCCUAAUUUAGUGAGUCAAAGUAUUGCAGGGAUUCCCCAUGGGUUACUUACGGGCAUGCCGGCGGGUCUAACCGCCAGGACAGCCCCAAUGAGCAGCCCCAUGAUCUUCCCUGCCCCGGUGCUGGCCGAGAUGAGCCGCAGACAGCUAGGGAUGGGGAUAGCUCCUUUUAUCACUCCGGAGCUGGAACGAGAGCUCAGUUCGUCCCAGAAUCAGCCCAAGAUGCAGACACAGAUCCACACUGCUGUGGCCGGCAGCAGUGCCAGUAAGAGCACGGGCAUCCCUUCUUCUACCUCGACCCUGGCUGGAGGGGUGAGCCAAACCAGCCCCAAGCCUGCCUCGUCGCCAGCCAGGCAGCCACGUCCCCUAACUGCAAGGUCCGGAGGGGAGCCCCUGGGAUCCAGCACCUCAGCAGAGGCAGCCACCACAGCUGCAGCGUUACCCCACAGCGGUGCCUCUGAGCUGGGAUCAGCAUCUGCCAGCAGCACUCAUUCAACUGGAAACACUCUGUCCUGCACCUUGUGUCAUGAGAGGCUGGAAGACACACACUUUGUUCAGUGUCCAUCAGUGCCUGGGCAUAGGUUCUGCUUCCCCUGCACGAGAGUGUACAUCCAGAGCCGGCGGGGCGAUGGGGAGGUGUACUGCCCCAGCGGAGAGCGCUGUCCACUGGACAACUCUCCCAACAGUCCCCCUUGGGCCUUCAUGCAGGGAGAGGUGUCCACCAUACUCGGCACUGCCGGAGCAGGAGCUGCGUCAGCGGCUGCAUCUGGAGCCGGCAACGGGCCUGGAGCUGCGGCCGCGGCCGGGAGCGGAGCUGCCAGUGGAGCGGGAGCUGCCAGCGGAGAUGUCACCGUCAAGAAAGAGAGAGACACGUGAUGAUGGCUUCCAUGGAAACCGGACCAGGACCCACAGCAACAGAUUUGAAUCGCAUACCGGAAAGAGACGUCUGCAAUGGAGCUCUGAGACAUCCAGAAGAGAAGCAACACACUGGCUCACAGUUCAGAAAACCUCCAUUGCACAGGUCUUGACUUCAACUACUAACAUCACCCAAUUCUAUCAACAUUAUCCGACCUAAAAUUGCCUUCGCUGUACUGUUGGAAUCAGACAUUCAGGGCCAAUCAACAGCUGAACAGUGGCUACUUUUUGUUGUGUUAGGAUUAGUUGUGUAAAAACAACUGGGCUGCGUUUCAAUAGUGGUUCAACAUGCUCUCGUUCACUUCCCCUAAGCACUUGCCCUGGGGGGGGGAAUCCCUGCCCCCAUCUUAAGUAUGGUUCCAAUUGUCUAAAAAAAUGAAGUGAACUUGGUGAGAUCAACCCUCAGAGGGCUGAGGGAGCGUGUGAAUAACGACGGUCACUCCAGAGGUGGAUAUCACCCACAAUACAUUGCAGUUAUACAUUUGGGGCAAGAAACUAGAUCCUUGGUUUGGUCUUGGCACAUUUUUAUCUACUCUAAAUGUCCCUUUAUUUCUUUUCGUCCUAUUUUUUUUUUGCAUUUUAAUUAUCGUAUAAACAUGGAAAAGUGGAUCGACCGGCAUUGUGCAAAUGUUUUUUAAUUGAAAACAACAUUGGCAUAUACACACAAUGUAUAUUCUCACAAUGUAAUACUGUCCAUCAAUAAAAGGGUAAAAAAAUACUUAGACGGGGGGGGAAUUGGCAUCAGCUGUGUGCUUGGCCUUCAAGGGAUAUUUCAGACUGGACGUGCUGCGACACACAGAUCACUUUGGUCUGGUCAAUGGAAUAUUUGGCAACUUUUUAAAAAGUAAACUUUCCAUUCAGAAUCUUAUCUGCGUCCUUUUCGGCGUCUCCCGUUCGCCAUCCACUCAAAACGUAACGUUACUACUCUUUGGCCCGCUCACAAGCCCAAACAAGUGUGUGGGCGUGCCUGUUGUUGUUGUUGUUUCCUGUCUAGCUAGAUCUGUGGGGUUGUUGUAGUUUUUCUAACGUUACUAGUUGUUGCAGCAUCAUGUGUAAAAAAACUACAAAGUUUGCUAGUCCAAAAAGAACGUUAAUCUCACGAUAAAAAAAUGACACCGUUAAAAUGGGUUUGCGUUAACGCCGUUAAUAACGCGUUUAACUGACAGCACUACUUUAUACGUUUUAUUUACAAGAUAGUUGUAUGUGUAAUGUAAUUAAUAAUGAUACAGAUCACACAAUUCUAAAUCUAAAACUCAUGCAGCUGAUUGCCAAGCCUCAUUGAAAUGAAUCUGCAGGUAUUUAUGAUGUGUAAAAAGCAGUACUAAUACUUUUUUAUAAAUAUUUGUAUUGCGCCUUUCAUACAAGAAAUAGGCCUAUUGUACAAUAAGAAAAUUGCGUGACAUAAGCAGACAUAGAAUGAACAUUAAAUGGGGAUAAAAAGCCAUAAUUAAUAAAAAACAAGAUGGAUAUUAAAACGUACUAAGCCUACAACUGGCGGUCGAUCCGUAUAGUUUGGGCUUAUAGUGAACGAGGGCAGGUCUGUUCCAUUUCACAUAUGCUAUGACAUCAUACCAAGGGCUGAGGGGAAGUGAAGGAGGGCAUGUUAAAAACAACUAAUGAAGCGCAGCCCUGAUCAUGCCCACAUUAGCACUGCCAGCUAGCUACUGUUAGCAGCUGGACACAAACGGGCUGAAGCCACGUAUAGACUCCACCAGUCCUUUCUCACUUUUCUACAAACAAAAACCUAUAUCAUCAUUGCAAUCUUUUGAAAGAUUUUGUAAUCACAUAAGCAACUGUCCCACUUGAUUAUGCACCUUAUGAAACGACCAGUGCCAACAGGACUACUGAAAUGUCUCUAUUUCUCUUAUCUGGUCACUAGUGUAUUAAUAUAUCACUGGUUUUAUUUGCUAACGGUAGCUUGUUAGCAGGCCUAAUAUAAGGUUGUUUAUAGUUUCAAAUGAUGCUGCUCAAACUCACAGCAAGUAGCCACGCUCCAGUGUUUAUUGUAACAAUACACGCGAUAGUGUAUUUGCAUGGGAAAGCACAGAAAACUUGUUUGGACAAAUCCAACACAAAUGUUGAAAUGCUAAAACCGGGGCCACGGUUGUUCUUUAUCUUUCCCAGUGGUGAACAAACUUUGGCUGGCAACUUGCAGCAGGCGGUCAGAUAUCAGACUGUUGGAACAAAAAUACAAGCUGUUGUGAGUUGAAACAAGUUGGAACGCGCCAUGCCAUUUUCCUCUGCUAGUGCUCGGUCUAAUAAAAUCUUUGUGCUUCUACAACUAGGAUUAACAUUAAAAACUGACAUGACACUGACAAUUAUCAUGACAAAGUGUACCUUAAAUUUCAACUUAUUUUUGUUUUAUGACUGUAGCUAUGUCUUGGUGCACAAUCAUAUUGUUUAAAAAAAAAAAAAAAAAAAAAAAAAAUACAUAUAUACAAAAAACAUGAAACCGACAUGAGUUAUGGACAGAAUGCCAGUAGUGACAUUUCUCUAUGUGUCUGUGCAUUUGUAUUUUUCUUCAGCGCAAAGUAAUGUUGACUUUGACUCAGAGAAUAGAGUGUGUAGAAACAACCAGUUGAUGUGUCAAAGCAUAGAGCAGCCACAGAGACUCUUUGUUUAACUGUAUUUAAAUGUUGCUUUCAUACAAGAUCCAGCCCAGCCUACGCUUUACCCCGAAUGUAUAUGAAAAGAUAUCUAUCGAUAGGCCUAGGACUAUAUUUUAUACUUAAAUGUUAUAUACUGUAUAGAUCUAUGAUAGUAUGUGCAAUCCUUAGUUAUAGCAUAUGCACCAGUUUGGAAUAUGUAAUUAAAAACAAUGCUGUAUUUAUCAUUUCUUAAACCUUUAGUUUUUUUUUAAGUGAGAAUCCACCUAAAAGCGGAAAAUGUUCUUCUGUACUUAAAGCCCGACGAUAAAGGACUUUUAAGGCUGAUAUCUAUACAAAUAUUUGGUUAUUUAUUUGGUUAUUUAAAAUCCGAUAUUCCGAUCUAUCGGCCGAUUAUUUUUAUAUAUACGUUUAUAUUUAUAAAAAUAAUCCAGAAACGCAAAACAAAACAUUGAUUUCCCUAACAUUAUUAUUGUUAUUUGUAGUUAUUUAUGAAUCCUCACCAAGAUAAUAUGAUAAUGCAAUUAAAAAAUAAACUUGUUUUAUGGUCAGAACAGAAGAACAUCAAAAUAUAUUAAAGUUCUGAUAAAUAAAAUUAAAACAAUAAUAAUAAAAACAAUUAUGAAAAAUUAAAAAAAUAUAAAAAGUCCUUUGAACAAAAAUACAUCAACAAAAAAAAAUAAUCGGUGUCCAACAGGGACGUUGUAGAGCGUCCUCUGCUGGACAAAGUAUGCAGCACCAACACGCAUUACAUGGUUAUGAGUAUUUUUUAAAUAUUCAUUUAUCAGAAUCAUUUAUAAUGACAAAUGAUUCUGAUAAAUGAAUACUUAAUUAAAAAAAAAAAACAUUUAUCGGCCAUUAUAAUGCAGAUACCGAUCGUUUGGAAAAUGCCUAAUAUCUGUCGGGCUCUAUCUGUAAUCAUGAAAGGUUUAACUGUUGUACAUGAAUUUGUUUCUCCUGAAAGGAGACUUCUUAACACCUGUCACUUAUAUGUAGUGGACACUGUAUUUAAAAGUAUAUAUUUUUUCAGUUUGCAGAUGAUGAAAUUAAUCUGAUCUUAAUUUAAACAAACAACCUCACAUUCGGUUGAAUUUGCUUUCCGUUCACAUCCAUGUCAGGAGAACGAAUGUGGACGACCAGUCAUACUGAACAUCUAAUCCAGACUUCAUUUGCCAGUUACAAAAGAAUGUGCAGGGAUUUCACGUUCCUAAAUGUAACAGUUUAACAUUUUAAUAAUCACACAUUACAACAAAUUAGUUUUUUGGUGGAUUCUCUCUUUAUGUGCAGCAUGUACUCGUCAGUACAGAAGCACAGACAAACCAAAGGUAAUUUUAUGCCCAAAUUUAUGUUUUCCGGAUAAAAAAGUUUAAAGAGGAAUAUAUAUAUACAGUAUAUAUAUAUUAUACUGCAUUAUUUUUUUUUUCCUUGGCCAGGUCUUAACCGGCUUUCUUCAUCAAGCCGUUACAGUUUACAGGCCUGUGUGGUCUACUGUACUAAUGGGAUUUUAUAUAUAGUAAAUGUCUAUGGUAUGCAACAAAUACUUAUACAGGCUUUCUACAAUAUCCCACGGGUCAGGUCUGUUGUAGAGAAAUGUCUUUGAAGAAGUGGAAUUUAAGUUUAAUAUGCACUGAUACAUCAUGCAAUCCCUUGUUAAGUGCCUUUUUUUUUUAAAUGUUUACCGUCUGUGUGUCUGGGAGCCUCAGGGGAAGUAGGAGUUCAAUGGUUUAUUUUUAAUUGUCUAGUCAGUGAUUAACCUGAAUCUGUUUCCCUUCAAUUGCCAUCAGACGUAUUUUUGCUUUCACCCAAAGCCUUUGUAAAGUCGGCCAGCCAUUUAUUGUCUUGAUAUGGUCUAUCCUCGCAUCUCUCUUCUUUUCAUGUAUGUGUCAUCUUGAGAUCUGUUGGUUUUAUUGGAGCUUCAUGUACAAAAUAGAAAAAAGGAAUAAAUUGGAUGGAAAAACU